Symbiodinium sp. CCMP2456 is the source of this 1443-nucleotide messenger RNA. NCBI's taxonomy places the organism in Eukaryota, Dinophyceae, Suessiales, Symbiodiniaceae. The record is from the annotation of a GenBank genome assembly.
AUGACGGGCACGGCACCGCACGAGAUGAAGGAGAAGGAUCCGAAGACCUCGCCGAGUUCGAACCAGAAGGAUGGCAAGAAGUCUUCCAAGCGCUACGUCAUCCUCGCCCUGGGCGGUGUGCUGGCACUGGCUGCGGCAUACAUUUACAAGAAGGGCGGCAAAGAGGAGUUGAUGAACAUCACCCGCGAGACGCUGCUGUCUUUGCAAUCGUUGCGGGACUAUGGGGCACUUGGUUAUGUGUCCUUCAUCUUUGCUUUCGUAACCAUGCUUACCCUGUGUCUUCCCGCAACAGCAAGGGCAUCCCGGCUCGGGCUCAAAGAGGGUGUGCUGAAUUCCUGCCAAAUAUGUUUGCAUGAACGCAUGGGCUUGGGCGAUGAGCGAAUUGUGAAUCCCAAAGCAGUGUCAAAGUCACUGCGCUGCGUUAUCUGUACCGACGUUUUCAUCGACCCCGUUUCUGCAAACGGUUUGGGCCAUUGCCAGCACGUCUUCUGCCGAAGCUGCAUAGAGCGUGCACUUCUGCGCCGACACGCUUGUCCUACUUGCAAUGCCGUCAUGCAUGCCUCCGAGCUCCAGCGCAACAUCCUUGCACAGUCGCUGCUAGAUGAGAUUGAGAUUAGAUGCUCCUGUUCUGAUUGCAAUUGGACUGGUCCACAAGAUCAGCUUGCUGCCCACGAAGCAAAGUGUCCCGUCGUGGCUCGCGACAGCCUUCGGCGUGUUGUCGCCGCGCAGCAGGUUCAGUUAAACAUGCUCCAGGACCAGGUCACUCAAUUGGCCAAGGAGUGCUCUGCGCGAAUGCAGCAUGAGAAAGAUAUGGAGAUGCAGGUGCAGAUGCUGGAAGAAGAAAACCGGGAAAAGGACGACAUGAUCGCCAGCCAGCAGCAGCAGCUUGAAAUUGAGCAGGAAGAGGUCCUCCGAGCGCAGCGCCAGGCCAGGGACCAGGAGGCGCGCGGGAACCUCAACUGGAUCCAGGUGAAGAGAGUAGACUGGGAUGGCGACCUGUCCGUGAAUCCAUCGCGUGUCAAGGGCUUCCAGGUUGCAGUGGAAGCCCGCGGACAUGGCACACUUCUCUUGAAAUCCAUCACGCAAGCGGCAGAUGGUGACUUGGUAGUGGAUGUGGCACUUGGCAACAUCUAUGGUGCAGUCCUCGGAGUCACCGCGUCCGUUCUGGCAAAGACGGUGAGUGCAUUGCUGUCGCUUUUCAUCGGUCGCAUUUUCGGAAAGGCCUUGGGCCUAGAGUUCCCAGAAAUCCUGCAGAAGCGCAUGGGCGCUGUGCAGAAGCGCCCGCUCCAGGCCCUUUUCCUGGCUAGGUUAGCACCCAUAUCCACAGGGGUGAAAAACUACGCCCUUGCCUUGCUGCCGGCAGAGGACGUGCCGCUGCUGCCGUAUACAUUGGCAGUACUUGCCGCGAACCUGCUGGUGACGACGGGAAUUUGUGUCCUGGGC